AUCAGUUCUUCAAUUGGUUUCAAUCCAUAAGAUGAAAUAUCUCGCUAUUUUGGUAUUCUGCGUUGCUGCAGUAUCAGCACAGUAUGAAAUGGCUCCAAUUGUCCAAGCAUCAUUCAAUGAAGUUAGACACAACGAAGCUGACAUUCUUUACAACAUCUUUAAGUCAUAUCCAGGCAUUCAAGCACGAUUUCCACAAUUUGCUGGCAAAGAUCCUGAAGAAAUCAAAGAAACUGCUGAAUUUGCAAUUCAUGCUGGAAGAAUUAUAAAUUUCAUUUCUGAAGUUCUUAGUCUUGCUGGAAGUCCAUCUAACCUACCAGCUGUAAAGACACUACUUAAUCAAUUAGGUGAAAGCCACAGGAUUCGCGGGAUCACAAGAUCUCAAUUUGAUGACUUUCAUAAAGCUCUUAUUGGGUACAUUCAAACUCAUGGCACAUGGAAUGAUGAAAUUUCAACAGCAUGGAAUCGUGUUGAGAUUAACAUGCAUAAAAUUUUGUAUGCAGCACUUGAUGGACAUCCAAUUAAUUAAAAAUUUGUUGUCCUUGAAUUGUAAAAAUAAUUUAUCCGUAAAUAAAAAUUUCAAAAUGAUUUAAAUGCACCUU
This is a messenger RNA of Chironomus riparius, 599 nucleotides long. Lineage: Eukaryota; Metazoa; Arthropoda; Insecta; Diptera; Chironomidae. The record is from the annotation of a GenBank genome assembly.